Kazachstania africana CBS 2517 is the source of this 2496-nucleotide messenger RNA. It is a transcript of the gene LUG1, whose product is annotated as Lug1p. The transcript has a single exon. The record is from RefSeq and is a predicted model, not a curated record. The coding region runs from base 1 to 2496 and encodes 831 amino acids. NCBI's taxonomy places the organism in Eukaryota, Fungi, Ascomycota, Saccharomycetes, Saccharomycetales, Saccharomycetaceae.
AUGUCAAUAGAAACUACCAAAACGUCUAAUAUCCCUCCUGAAAUCGUUUAUGAGAUCCUAACUUAUCAGUUUAGGGAUUAUAUGAGCAAUGAUCAGCCAAGUACAUCAGAAAAAUUUAAUGAAAACCUACGGAACUUUUUAAGAAGUAAUCUAACGGUAAAUAAGACAUUCUACCAUAUUUGUAGAAUUUUAGUAUACAGGUACUGUAAUUUCACCACUGCAAAAAGAUUUCAUAGUCUCUUGAAUUCAAUUUCUUAUCACGAUGAAUUAAGGAACAUUAUUCAGGUAGCAGAUUUCCAGGAAUUAACUUCAAUUGGUUUAGGACGGACAAAUGAAAUGAAUAAAAUGAUUAAAAAUCUAACUAAUGAUACAUUGUUGCAGUUUUUGAAACUGACAAAAUCAAACUUAAGAGAGUUUCUUGCCAGUGAGCAUAUACAAGAUGACCUUGAUGAUAGAAUUAUUUUUUUCCUAUUAAAACCUGGAACAGUACUGAGUGUACUAGAUUUCUGUGGUUGCUCAGGUCCCAAUUUUACGAAUAACUUCAUUAGUGCUUUAAGAAGGUUGUAUCCUUCUUCAGCUGAUAUCGGUAAUAUGCAUGAAAAUCCAUUAGAAUACAAUUAUCAAAUAACUUGUCUGGGACUAAAUGAUUGUACAGACCUUCCAUCAUUCGUUUUGCAUAAGACCUUAAGGUUGUUGCCAGAGCUACAGAAAUUAGAUCUUUCUCGUACUUCAAUAGACGAUAGCGCAUUAAUGAAUGGUUUACCACACUUGAAAAAUCUGACGCAUUUAUCAUUAGCUAAUUGUUCACAAUUGACUCCAAGGGCUAUUUUGGAAUUUUUCAGUCAUCAUCCAGCUGUAACUGAUGAAAAUAAUAUGAGUACCUUAGAAUGGCUAAAUAUUAGUGUCAUAUCGCAUACAUCCUCCUGGAAUGAAGCUCAUACAACGUUCUUGCUAAAAAAGCUAUGUCAAUUUGGUCAUAAUAAGACUCUACAGUAUCUAAACAUAGGUGGUCUUCCACUACAUCAAGCAACCAUGCCAUUACUACCGUCCUCGACAUCAUCAUCUGCAAUUUCCUUGAGUAGUUUUAAUAACGCUCCAAACUACAACAGUCCUCAAUCGAUCUUUACAACAGUUACUAAGAACAGAUUUUACUACCAUUGCAACGACGCUCUGAUAUUUAUUAAGAUUAACUAUCCAUAUUUGAAAAGUUUAACAAUCAGACAUAAUAAUAUUCCAAUAGGUAAAUUGGUCGAAUUUUUAACUCCACUAGAUGACUAUACUUCAUUAAACUUAGAUAUCUUGAAUUAUUUGAAAAAACAAAAACAACAAGAACUGAAAUUUCUCAAUAUAUCAAAUAAUUCAUACGUUAAUAAAUGGACUAUUCAGGAUCCAGCAAUUCUUACUUGUUCUAAGUCAUUGGUUGCUUUAGAGAUUUCAUUUGAUGCAUGGCAACAAAUAGAGAGAAUAAAUAAUGAAAGUGAAAUUGUUUCUGUUAAAUAUAACUUAAAAACCCGGAAGAAUGACAUUUAUAAAUGGAAAUGUUACAUUGAUACAUCGUACGGUAGACGAUAUUGGAUUUAUAAAACAGAUGAAUAUUUAAAUCGUGAUGAUAUUAACGUUGAUCGUGGGACAGUGUACGAUUCGCAAGGUAAUAAGAUAAUCAAAAUUAUCAAGCAGCCAGAUUACUUGAAGUUUGCACAGUACAAAAUAAGUUUAAGCUGUGGUCUAGUUACUCAAAGUAGUUUCAGGAGAAAGCAUUGUUACAGGGAUGUCAAACCCCAGAUAUCUCAAUUUUUAACCAGGAAUGGAGGUAUUGCCUUUGGGAAUAUUUCAAGACCAAUCAUUAGGCCUAGGUUACCCCUCGGUGGUUGGCGGUUGCUUCCGGACGAUGACCGGCGUGAUACUGCGCACUCAGUUUAUCGAAGAAGUAGUGAGGAACAUGAGGUCGGUUCUGCGCUAUAUUGGGACAGAUCGAUACACGAUUUGCAACAGCUCGCUGGCGGAGAAAACCAUCAAGCACCAAUCCCUACUAUCGAAGAAAUGGCAUCCAUAUCACCAGUAUUCUCACCUGAACAACAUAUUUCGCUGCCGCAAGAAGAGGAAGCGGAGGAAACUGACGAAGAGUAUUUAAACAAUCCAGAUUUGCAAAGAAGAAGAUCUCAAUUGAGCCUCUUCAGGGUACACCAUCGUUCAAGAUCUACCCAUAGACGUAGAAACAUUAAUAGAUCGAGCUCGUCACUAUCAAUAAUGCCAAGACAUUCUGCAUCACGUCCUUCUUUAAAUCGUCAGGGUUCUUCCUCAAUGUCUGUGCUGCCACAUAAUAACAAGAAGAAGGCGAAUGACUAUUAUUACCAACACCCGGAAGAAUUUGUCUACGACCCUAAUGACCCAAUAACUUCUGAACGUUAUAGAAUUCACUUUGAGCUCGUCAACGAGUACAGGGUCUUUGGUUGUACUGAACGUGGUAUGUACCGAUACUACAGCCUUAAAAUGUGA